UCCCCGGGCUCUGGGCUGCUCAGAGGGAAGCUGGUCAAAGCAGGGGUGAGUCAGGGGCCCACCUCUGGGCCUCUGGCUCGGGGCACAGCCGAGGCCAGACCUGUAGGAGGACUACAUUUCCCAGAGUCCCCCAGGUCGCCCCCAGAGCGAGCCAUUGGGAGAUUUAAAUAGCCCAGGCCCAAGGCAUCCAGGCCCCAGCUGUGGACGCCUCCCCGUGGCUCCAUUGGCGCUGGCCGGCACUGGGGGGCUCGAUUGGCUGCCCGGCUGGCACUGACAUUCCCCAGGAGCCCGGUGGCAGCCGGAGGUAAACAGCCAUGUGCAGGCCUGCUCUCUAUAUUUAACAGCUGCCGAGGAGCCGGCAGGGAGGCAGAGAGCAGGGGCGGUUCCGGGCGCUCCCGUCUUCAGGGGAGAAGGGCCUCGCAGCCAGGCUGGUAGCGGCCCUCGGCGGGCGAUCGUCAGCCAUGCCCGCCUCCCAGAGCCGGGCCCGGGCCCGGGACCGCAGCAACGUCCUCAACCGGGCCGAGUUCCUGUCCCUGAAUCAGCCCCCCAAGGGGGCCCCGGAGCCCCGAAGCUCGGGCAGGAAGGCCUCGGGCCCCUCGCCGCAGCCCCCAGCCCCUGGGGACGGGGCCCGCGAGCGGCGCCAGUCCCAGCAGCUGCCCGAGGAGGACUGCAUGCAGCUGAACCCCUCCUUCAAGGGCAUCGCCUUCAACUCCCUGCUGGCCAUUGACAUCUGCAUGUCCAAGCGCCUGGGGGUAUGCGCCGGCCGGGCCGCAUCCUGGGCCAGUGCCCGCUCCAUGGUCAAGCUCAUUGGCAUCACGGGCCACGGCGUCCCCUGGAUCGGGGGCACCAUCCUCUGCCUGGUGAAGAGCAGCACUCUGGCCGGCCAGGAGGUGCUCAUGAACCUGCUUCUGGCCCUGCUCCUGGACAUCAUGACGGUGGCCGGCGUGCAGAAGCUCAUCAAGCGGCGCGGCCCGUUCGAGUCAAGCCCCAGCCUCCUGGACUACCUCACCAUGGACGUGUACGCCUUCCCCGCCGGGCACGCCAGCCGCGCGGCCAUGGUGUCCAAGUUCUUCCUCAGCCACCUGGUGCUGGCGGUGCCCCUGCGCGUCCUGCUGGUGCUCUGGGCCCUGUGCGUGGGGCUGUCGCGGGUCAUGAUCGGCCGCCACCACAUCACCGACGUCCUCUCUGGCUUCGCCAUCGGCUACUUCCAGUUCCGCCUGGUCGAGCUGGUGUGGAUGUCCUCCAACACCUGCCAGAUGCUCAUCUCCGCCUGGUGAGCUGCCCGUCCGCGGGGUGGCCCGUCGGAGGACACGUGGCUGACAGGGGAGGGGGGAACCGGGCCGCCCCAGCUCAUCCCCUCACCCCCAUCUUGGUUGGAGGCUGGUGAUGUCCAGUGGGCCUGCCAGUGAUCGUCCCAUCCCUCCCACCGUGCGGGGCACCCCCUGCCCCCUUAAUCAGACUCUGAGUCCCUCUGUAGAUGGGCUGGGGCCCAGCCAUGGGGACAGCCCUGCUGGGCUUCUGCUAUGGAGGGUACCAGACCAGAACCACGUGGGGGGCCAAGUCUCGUCUUCUCCAUUCAUCACCACAACCAUUGAGUUCCUGGCUGUGCCCACCUCACCACAGCACAACGCCCGAUGAAAUACCCACAGCCCACCGCCCAACACAGGUGCCAUUGCCAUUAACGGUCACCGACAGCUUACUUAGGGCAGCGCUUUCCAAAGGGUGCCCCAUCGGACACCAGCCUGCAAGACGCCUUGGGAAGAAAAACGGCCUUGUGGUCAAACAAAUUUGGGCAAUGCUGCAUACACACUGGACAUCCACAGGGUCCGGGACUAUCAUAAAGGCUCUGACAAGUCCUGCAGAAAAGCUUCUUGUCAAACCUUGUUUGAUCCAUGUUUCCUAAACUUAUUUGACCACAGAACCCUUUUUUCAUGGAACAGCUAGCAACCCUCCAAGGAACCGUGUUGCUCCAGGGGCAUUUGGGGAGACGCUGCCCAGGAGCAGAAGGGCCUGAGGCGUGAGCUGGCCUCUCCUGGUGCCAGGCCCCAGAGCCCGGGGAGACCAGGUGUCCGGGCCACUGCCUGCGGAAAGCCUUGGGCAGUGCUGCUUUGGCCCCCAGGGGCCGGACUCCGUGUGACCUAAUAGGUCGUGUCCAGGUCAGCCGUGCCGGAUGUGCAAUUCACGUGACAAUACAGAUGACAUGCAGA
This is a messenger RNA of Cervus elaphus (red deer), 2207 nucleotides long. It is a transcript of the gene PLPP7, whose product is annotated as phospholipid phosphatase 7 (inactive). The transcript has 2 exons. Gene Ontology annotation, cellular component: nuclear envelope. Bases 462 to 1277 code for a protein of 271 amino acids. Lineage: Eukaryota; Metazoa; Chordata; Mammalia; Artiodactyla; Cervidae. The record is from RefSeq and is a predicted model, not a curated record. Gene Ontology annotation, molecular function: sphingosine-1-phosphate phosphatase activity.